UGUAUACCUUUGUGUAUACAAAUUAAUAUUAGUGGUUAUAUAUGUUUUAUAUUUAAAACAUUUUUUUCAUAUACAUAUUAUGGAUAUGAAUCAGAAUGAUUUGCACUUCCAUGAGUAUAUGGCCUGUAUUUAUAAGGAAGUCGAGUGUGUCAUAGACUCAGUCCGAGAAACAAAUAAGGAUAACUUGUCGUUGAUUUCGGAACUCUUUAAUAAUAUUUAAUAAGAUGUGGUCAGAAGAACCAGCGUUCAAGUCUUAUAUCUUCUACUCAAGUAUUCUUGGUAUUAAAAUAGUGAUUAUGGCAAUAUUGACGGCCAGAGUGCGAUACAGGAAGAAAGUAUUCGCAAAUGAAGAGGACGCUGACAAGACUAAGGGAAUAGUAAAGUUGGAUGACCCCGAUGUUGAGAGAGUCAGACGAGCUCACCUAAAUGAUUUGGAAAAUAUCCCUGCGUUUUGGAUAUUAGGUGCUUUUUACUUGGCCACAGGACCACCCAGCGAGUGGGCAACUCUUCUGUUUAGAGUGUACACGGCGAGCCGUGUAAUACACACGAUUGUGUAUGCCAUUAAACCCCUGCCUCAACCAGCGCGUGGCUUCGCAUACGAUAUACCAAACUUUAUUAUGUUGUAUAUGGGAGUGAAAAUUAUAUCUCAUUUUAAAAAUGCACUAUAAUUUGGGAACUAAGCUGUUACGUUAAUGGUGUACGAAAAAAAAUCAAUUUCCGUAACUAGAGUUCUAUUGGUGAAUUACGGCCAAUGUUAUGGUAAUCAAUGUUGUUUAGAGAGUGGUUAGUCAUCAAUCAUGUAUUCUUCUUUCAAAUGUCAAAUCAAUAAUGACAGAAAGAAUAAAACAAUGUUUAAGUAAAGCCGUUAGUGUUUACAGCUGUGCGAAUUUAUAGGAAUUCACUCACAUCUCACUCGUGAAAUCGUGAUUAUUAACUUACGAUUAAUAGCCAUUUUGAUACUUGCAUCCUAGUUUAAUAAAUUAA
Messenger RNA from Vanessa atalanta (red admiral), 984 nucleotides. RefSeq names its product microsomal glutathione S-transferase 1-like. The coding region runs from base 225 to 668 and encodes 147 amino acids. The transcript has a single exon. The record is from RefSeq and is a predicted model, not a curated record. NCBI's taxonomy places the organism in Eukaryota, Metazoa, Arthropoda, Insecta, Lepidoptera, Nymphalidae. Gene Ontology annotation, cellular component: membrane.